AUGACCCCUCCCACUACUACCGCUUGCUAUCUGUGCACGGAGAUUCUGACCGACGGUGAUAGCGAAAUCCAAGUGUUUUGUUCAGUAUGUAAACGCCGCAGUCAUGCUAGGUGUGCUCGAUCUUCGUCAGGAUGGCCCGUCGACGUUUCAUCGACGCCGUUCGUUUGGACAUGUGAUGAUUGUAAAAGCUGUUCUCGUUCAUCCCUGCAGAUUAACAAUGAUCAUUUUCGAGCCAUUAUGGACCAAUUCGCAAUUUUAUCUAAUUCAAUGGCUACUUGUAACAAUAGAAUUGAGGAUCUCAGCGCCACUCUGUCUGCCCAAUCAUUAACCUUAGCCAGCUGCCUUGAAGACAUAUCUUCUCUACAUUCCGAGAACCGAGAACUUCGUGGUGAAAUCACGGCAUUAGAAGACAAACUCAAUAACCAAUUCCAUCUGUCAUCCGAGGAAGUCGUGAUCGAGAGCUCUGAAAGAAUUAAACGCGAGAAGAAUGUUCUGAUUAUGGGAAUUCCUGAAAAUACUGCAUCUGAGGAUCUUGGCUAUGCCAAAAAUUUGCUUCUCCAUAUCGCACCUGAUUCCGCAGAACAAAUUGUGUCUGGGAUUCGACUAGGCAAAAUAAUAGAGUUGAAUAAACCCCGCCCCUUUCGUUUAACUUUCAGUUCAUCCGAGGUCGCUCUUGAAGUUUUACGAAACAAAUCGAACAUCACUCGUAACACACACCCUUCAAUCACGAUAAAAUCCGAUAUGACACCGAAUCAACUUCAACACCUCAAAAACCUACGUGAAGAACUAGAACUGAGGUCGCAAGUUGAAAAUAACCUUACAAUUAAUACGUGA
Phaedon cochleariae (mustard beetle) is the source of this 834-nucleotide messenger RNA. The record is from the annotation of a GenBank genome assembly. NCBI's taxonomy places the organism in Eukaryota, Metazoa, Arthropoda, Insecta, Coleoptera, Chrysomelidae.